AUGGCCCAAGACUUCAUAUGGUGUACUGCUCUCGGCAUCGACAUGCAAGAUGAUCGCCAUCCCAUGGGAGCCGGCGUAGAUGCGCGGGAGCAAGCGAUCAAGCGGGCGCAAUGUGAAUGCUCUAGUCGUGGUACGUUUCAGGAGGACAUGAUAUACAGCCAUAGAGAAGGCCCAGAGGCGAGGGGGCCGCUGGCGGGAGCUCUUCUGCGACAUUGCUAUCGCGACGGCAUAUUCCAGCCGUAUAAUUCCUCGCGCAGCAAUUGCAAAGCAAUACUGGCGCUUGCGGGCCGCAGCCUCAACCACGCUCAUUUCGGUGAACAUCUUACAGUCAAAUUCCGGCAACUCUGCGUCGACUUUGUCUUUCCUUCCGGUCAGCGACAGAUCUAUCUCGAGGAAAUCAUAGAGGCUUGGACUUUGCUGCUGCGUCGGCCCGAGCGCUUAGUCGAUUGA
Mixia osmundae IAM 14324 is the source of this 450-nucleotide messenger RNA. RefSeq lists its product as uncharacterized. The record is from RefSeq and is a predicted model, not a curated record. Lineage: Eukaryota; Fungi; Basidiomycota; Mixiomycetes; Mixiales; Mixiaceae. The transcript has 3 exons. Bases 1 to 450 code for a protein of 149 amino acids.